CCAGCCGCGACGCCGACGCCGCCGGCGCCGCGACGCGCUGCGCCGCGCCGGCCCGUCUCCCCGGUGGCUGCGCCGACCACACGCCCGGACGCCGAGCACCACGUCUAGCGACAGGUUUGGUACGCGUUUCAGACAACGGGACACGACGCGCCUUCUCCCAUCCGCGGCCUGUACUAGUAGAGUCAAAACGCCGGCCUCCACCGUCCCUGACAUCACGACGGUGACGUGCCCGCAGAGUGACGGCUGCGACCCAGCCUGUGUGCCGACUCCCUCUUUUGGUGCUCGCAGCCUCGACUGAACGCGGGCGGGAGGGGAACCGGCGGUCGCGAUUGGCCGCCGCGGGCCUUACUCGCUGGCUGCGCCGCGACGGCCUGUCGCCGGCACACUCUACAAGAAGAUGCCGCGCGGCUAAGGCGACGCUAGUUCACACACGACAGCUCUCUACACCGCUCGCUUCCCGCGAUGACGAUCACGAAGAAGGACUCGGCUUCCAAGGGGAAGUCGAAGGCAACGAUAACGAAAACGAGCAAAGAGAUCGCCUCCACAUCGACCAAGAUCGCCGAGACGAAGAAGCAGGCCUUCACGACCGUGGUGAAGUCCUCCUCUUCGUCCUCCGUCUCCAGAUCCAAGCACCUCUCGUCGACGAGCGGCAGCUCCACGACGGUACAGAAGUCCUCCAGCGGCGGAAAUGCGAUCGAGUCGGCGGUCAACGGGACGGUGCUGGUGGCCAACGGAAAUGUCUCCUCCGAGCUGGCUCUGGCCUCGGGCUCCUCGACCAGCGAAGUCGUCGAAUCAGUCAGCGAGUCCAAGCAAGUCAGCCAAUCCAGCAGCAAGAAAGAGUCGUUUUCCAGCAGCUCGAGGACUGUGGUCAUGGACAGCAGCGGAAAUGUCAUCUCCGUCAUAGAGGAAUCCGACGGCGGUUCGACCCGCCAGGGUGACAGGCAAAAAGCUCUGUCCCAAGCGACGAAACAGCUCAAAGAUGGCGAGAGGAUAGUUGUAAUUGGCGGAUCGACCACGGAACAACUCGUGCAGACUGGUGGCGAACAGAUAGUCUCCGAAGUGAUCCAACAGUCGUCGAGUUCGCACGUGGCGUCCAGCAAAUCGUCCACAGUCGUCGAGGAAGUGUCCUCCUCGACAGUCAUUGAAGGACGCCAAAGUAGUGUUUCAGAAGAGUCUUUCACAGGCCGACAGAUCACUGGCCAAACUAUUGCCUCAGAACAAAUACAGCAGUCAAUGUCUACGUCGAAACAAGAAUCGUCCUCCGUCAGUCAGUCCUCGAGCGUCCAGAAUGUGUCCUCCAGCAGUGACGUGCGAGACGGACGCUCUCAGAUGAUACUGGACAGUUCUGCAUUACAAAGCGGCCGUCAGAUCGCAUUAUCCGAUCGCGGUCGUUCCGAUAUUAUCCAGCACUCGUCAUCGACAUCCUCCGUCAGCAAGCAGUCGUCAGCUGUGGAGAUGUCCUCCAGCACCAGUGUGCUGCAAGAAGGCCGUGAACAAAUAUCGGUCAGUGAAUCGUGUGUGCGCGAUGGCAAGCAAAUGACGUCUGUAUCGGAUACGGUACAGCAACAGACCAAGUCUUCCAGCAGCAUUCAGCAGUCGUCAGUAGUGGAAGAUGUGUCCGUGAGCACCAGUGUCCAGGAGAGCAUUGGGCGCACGACAGCUUCGGAGGUGACGAGCACACAACAGGUGGUGGCCGGCGAGACACGCGUCGUGCAAGAAGCGUUGAGCCAGCAACAGCUCAGUUCCACCGUCAAAGAGGCAACCACCAGUAGCAGCACCUCCAGCCGAACACAGACGCACAAGGAGGUUUCCGAAAAGAAGACGCUCGCCGUCAAGGAUAAAAAGACUGAGGCCUGGAUCAACCCGUGCAAGGAGCAGUGCAUCUGCGAGAUCUGCACAUGCGGGCGGCACCGAUGCCUGAACCGGCCGGUGACGGACGACGGGCCGCCGCUGGCGCUGGAGCCGGGCGCCGAGGUGCCGCGCGCCUCGCACCUGCACGCCGACUUCCCGGCCUACCCGCCGGGCGCCGCGCAGCGCCCGCGCCCCGUGCGCCUCCACACGCAGCUCGAGCUGCCCGACGGCUCCAUCACCGCCGUCUCCUCCUACCGCCACGACUACGACGAGAAGCACGCCGAGAGGCAGCAGAGGUACACAUACGAGGACCACCUGCAUCUCGAUGGGCAGUUCGAAGGUCAAAGUCACCUUCACGAAGAGUUCCGCGCAGUGCGUGGUGAACGUGCUCCAGUUGUGAAGCAUGGUGAUCAUCUUCGUCUGGAGGGAGAGUUUCAAGGUCAGAGCCAUCUCAGAGAAGAGUUCAAACCCGUUCGUGGUGAGCGUGCUCCAGUGGUGAAACAUGGUGACCAUCUGCGUCUGGAGGGUGAGUUCCAAGGACAAAGUCAUCUGCACGAGGAGUUCAGAGAAGUCCGUGGAGAACGGGCUGAAGUUGUGCGUCACUCUGACAACCUGAGGCUCGAAGGCGAAUUCCAGGGACAUAGCCACCUAAGGGAGGAGUUUCGUGAGGUUCGGGGCGAACGUGCUCCGGUAGUCAAGCACGGAGAUCACCUUCGCCUCGAGGGAGACUUCCAGGGACAAAGCCAUAUUCACGAAGAGUUCAAGCAAGUUCGCGGGGAGCGAGCGGAGGUGGUGCGUAGAACUGACAACCUAAGACUCGAAGGCGACUUCCAGGGACAGAGCCACAUAAGGGAAGACUUCCGCGAGGUGAGAGGCGAAAGAGCAGAUGUCGUCCGCCACACUGACAACCUGAGGCUAGAAGGAGAAUUCCAAGGCCAGAGCCAUCUACGUGAGGAGUACACAGUUACAAAAGGAGAAAGGGCUCUUGUCAGAAAGCCUGAGGACAACCUGCGUCCUGAAGGCGAAUUUAGUCCAGAGAAGAGAGACGACUAUGGGGCAACUAGAGGAGAAAGGGCUCCAGUAAAGAAACCACAAGACAAUCUGAGACCUGAGGGAGACUUUGCCAAACGUGAACCUGUUCAAGUUGGACCUGGCGACAGAGCUCCAAUAAAGAAACCACAAGACAACCUGAAACCAGAGGGAGAGUUUGCCAAACGCGAACCUGUACAAGUUGGGCCUGGAGACCGAGCUCCAAUAAAGAAGCCACAAGAUAAUCUGAAACCAGAGGGAGAGUUUGCCAAACGUGAACCUGUACAAGUUGGACCUGGAGACAGGGCACCAAUUAAGAAACCACAGGACAAUCUGAAACCAGAGGGAGAGUUUGCCAAACGCGAACCAGCACAAGUUGGGCCUGGAGACCGAGCUCCAAUAAAGAAACCACAGGACAAUCUGAGACCUGAGGGAGACUUUGCCAAACGUGAACCUGUACAAGUUGGACCUGGAGACAGAGCACCAAUUAAGAAACCACAGGACAAUCUGAAACCAGAGGGAGAGUUUGCCAAACGCGAACCUGUACAAGUAGGGCCAGGAGAUAGAGCUCCAAUAAAGAAACCACAGGACAACCUGAAACCAGAGGGAGAGUUUGCCAAACGCGAACCUGUACAAGUUGGGCCUGGAGACCGAGCUCCAAUAAAGAAGCCACAAGAUAAUCUGAAACCAGAGGGAGAGUUUGCCAAACGUGAACCUAUACAAUUUGGACCAGGAGAAAGGGCUCCAGUCAAGAAACCUCAAGACAAUCUAAGACCAGAGGGUGAAUUUGCGAAACGAGAGCCCUCUGACGUAAGGCCAGGAGAGCGUGCUGACGUAGUUAAGCACCCAGAUAACCUAAAACUUGAAGGUGAUUUCGACAGGCCUGAUGGAGUGCUGUACAGGCCAGGAGACAGAGCUCCCAUCGUUAAACAUCCGGACAACUUGCGACUGGAAGGAGACUUUGACCGUCCAGAAAAAGCAAAAUUCGGUCCUGGAGAAAGGGCUGACGUAAAACGGCCUCAAGACAAUUUAAGACCUGAGGGUGAAUUCACGGGUAGGAAAAGAGACGAUUAUACUCCGACUAAAGGAGAUAGGAUGCCAGUCAAAAAGCCAGAAGACAACCUAAAGCCAGAGGGUGACUUCACUGGUACAAAACGAGACGAUUACACACCAACUAAGGGAGAAAGGAUGCCUGUCAAAAAGCCAGAAGACAAUUUAAAGCCAGAGGGUGAAUUUCUAGGAAGAAAGAGGGACGAAUUCAGUCCAACUAAAGGAGAGAGAGCACCUGUGAAAAAACCACAAGACAACCUAAAACCAGAAGGCGAUUUUACUGGAAAGAAACGUGACGACUUCACAGCGACAAAAGGCGAAAGGGCACCUACUAAGAAACCGGAGGAUAACUUAAAACCUGAAGGUGAUUUUGUAGGUGAGAGAAGAAAUGAAUACACAGUGGUUAAAGGUGACCGAGCUGUGGUGCGUAAGCCGUCGGAUAAUUUGAAACCUGAAGGUGAAUUCACGGUGGAAAGACGGAACGAGUACACUGCUGUGAGGGGCGAACGAGCUGAAGUGCGCCGACAUGAGGACCACUUGAAGAUGGAGGGGGAAUUUAUCGGCCAGACCACUUUACACGAAGAGUUCCAGGUCGUUCGUGGAGAAAGAGCCGAAGUAAAGCGUCAUGAAGACCAUCUCAGAACGGAAGGUGAUUUUACAUCCGAGACUACGGCCCGCAGCGAAUUCACUGGAGAACGUACGGAGCGACCGAGGCUGAUCCGGCGCAACACGUGGACGAAACUGGAGGGCGAGAUGAUCACCGAGACGACGGCUCGCGCCGAGUACCAGCAGCACGACGUGGUCGAGAGGACGACGGCCGUGCGCAGGCGCAGUGACAACCUCACCGUUGGAGGAGGGCAAUUUGAGGGGACCUCCCAACAGAAAGAAGACUUCAAACCGCUAACAUUUGAAAGGCCCGUUAUAAAAAGACAUCAGGACAAUCUGUUAGUCGAAGGAGAUAUGUCAUUCGAAUCAUCUACUCAGGUAGACUUUACUGAGAAGGUGGGUCGUAGAGAGAGCCCAACACGCAGAAGGACAUGGACAAAACAGGAUGGGGAACGAUUCUUCGAAACGACAAGUGGGUCUGAAUUUAAAAAACAAAUGAUCACCGAAGCUAGACAAGUACAAAAACAUCACAAAGACAAUUUGAUACUAGAAGGAACGUUCAGCGGCACCCCUGUGAGUAGAGAUGACUACAAAGUUACACGAGGAGAGCGAGCUGACGUAAAGAGACCAGAAGACAAUCUUCGGCCAGAAGGAACUUUUGACGGUACUCCAAGAUCACGAGACGAUUACAAACCAGGAAAAGGUGAGAGGGUGAAGGUAAAGAAACCAAAAGACAACUUAAAAACAGAGGGAACAUUUGAAGGCACCCCAAGGUCAAAGGACGAUUAUAAGCCUACAACUGGUGAAAGAGAAGAGGUACGAAAACCUAAGGACAACCUAAAACCUGAGGGAAAAUUUGAAGGAACUCCAAGGUCCAGAGACGACUACCACCCAACCAAAGGCGACAGAGCUGAAGUGAAAAAACCAAAGGAUAACCUCAAACCAGAGGGAGAAUUCGACAUGACACCCAGAUCAAAGGAUGAAUUCAAACCUGUGAGAGGAGAGAGAGCCGAUGUUAAACGACCCAAGGACAAUCUUCGGCCCGAGGGCGACUUUGAACGGCCUGAACCAGAACGCUAUGGGCCUGGGGAACGUCCCUCACCUGUCAGGCAUCCCGACAACCUCAAGCUUGAGGGCGACUUUGAGCGCCCAGUGCCACAGAAGGUAGGUCCUGGCGAGAGAGCCGAAGUGAAGAGGCCAAAGGACAACCUGCGACCAGAAGGGGAGUUUGAGCGGCCAGAGCAUAAGAGGUAUGGACCUGGUGAGAGGCCAGAAAUCGUGAGACAUCCUGAUAAUUUGAAACUGGAAGGCGAGUUUGAUCGUCCUGAACCAAAGAAAGUAGGUCCUGGGGAGAGGGCUGAAGUUAAGAAGCCUAAGGAUAAUCUUAAACCUGAGGGAGAGUUUGAACGCCCUGAACGGGAAAGGUACGGGCCUGGAGAGAGACCAACACCUGUCAGGCAUCCUGACAACCUCAAGCUUGAGGGAGACUUUGAGCGCCCAGUGCCACAGAAGGUGGGACCUGGUGAGAGGGCCGAAGUGAAGAAACCAAAGGACAAUCUCCGACCAGAAGGCGAGUUUGACACGUCUCCACGCUCGAGGGACGACUUCAAACCAACAAGAGGUGAAAGGGCCGAUGUCAAAAAGCCCAAGGACAAUUUACGGCCUGAGGGCGACUUUGAGAGACCAGAGCCAGUGAGGUAUGGUCCAGGAGAACGAGCUACACCAGUGAAACACCCUGACAAUCUGAGGCUGGAGGGCGAUUUCGAAAGGCCUGAGCCACAGAGGGUUGGGCCAGGAGAACGAGCAGAUGUGAAGAAGCCAAAAGACAACUUGCGGCCCGAGGGCGACUUUGACGCCUCUCCUCGCUCCAGAGAUGACUUCAAGCCCACAAGAGGAGAGCGUGCUGAUGUGAAGAGGCCAACCGACAAUCUCAGGCCUGAGGGAGACUUUGAAGGAACUCCGAGAUCCAGAGACGAGUUCAAGCCAACAAGAGGCGAGAGAGCUGAUGUGAAGAAACCUAAAGACAAUCUGCGCCCUGAGGGAGAAUUCGAGAAGCGCCAGCCAGCGCCAUAUGGUCCAGGGGAGAGAGCUGAACCGGUCAGGCACCCAGACAACUUGAAGCUCGAGGGAGACUUCGAACGACCAACUCCACAGAAGGUAGGACCUGGUGAGCGAGCUCCAGUCAAGAAGCCUGAAGACAACCUGCGACCUGAGGGUGAAUUCGAAGGCACACCACGCUCAAGGGACGACUUCAGGCCAACGAGAGGAGAGCGUGCUGAUGUGAAGAGGCCAACCGACAAUCUCAGGCCUGAGGGAGACUUUGAAGGAACUCCGAGAUCCAGAGACGAGUUCAAGCCAACAAGAGGCGAGAGAGCUGAUGUGAAGAAACCUAAAGACAAUCUGCGCCCUGAGGGAGAAUUCGAGAAGCGCCAGCCAGCGCCAUAUGGUCCAGGGGAGAGAGCUGAACCGGUCAGGCACCCAGACAACUUGAAGCUCGAGGGAGACUUCGAACGACCAACUCCACAGAAGGUAGGACCUGGUGAGCGAGCUCCAGUCAAGAAGCCUGAAGACAACCUGCGACCUGAGGGUGAAUUCGAAGGCACACCACGCUCAAGGGACGACUUCAGGCCAACAAGAGGAGAUCGUGCAGAUGUGCGAAAGCCAACAGACAACCUGAGACCCGAAGGCGAGUUUGAAGGUACUCCACGAUCUAGGGACGACUUCAAGCCAACCAGGGGAGAAAGGGCAGAUGUCAAGAAGCCAAAGGAUAACCUACGUCCUGAGGGAGACUUUGAAAGGCCAGAGCCUGUGAGGUAUGGACCUGGAGAGAGAAUGGAACCUGUCAGGCAUCCUGACAAUUUGAAGCUUGAAGGCGACUUUGAACGGCCAACACCACAGAAGGUUGGUCCUGGCGAGAGGGCAGAGGUCAGAAAGCCCAAGGACAAUCUGAAGAUGGAGGGAGAUUUCGAGGUACCAGAGAAACCACGAUAUGGGCCAGGUGAGCGAGCUCCCAUUGUCAAGCACGAUGACAAUCUGAGGCCAGAAGGAGAGUUUGGAGGACCAAGGUCGCGUGAUGACUACACUCCAACAAGGGGUGAGAGAGCACCAGUGGUGAGGCACGCCGAUAACUUGAAGGUAGAAGGUGAUUUUGUCGACUCUCGCACCAGAGACGACUAUCAAGUGGUGAGAGGAGAGCGUCAUGACAUCGUUAAGAGAACAGACAAUCUGAGGGUUGAAGGCACGAUGGAAACACACCGAUCCAGAGACGACUAUCAAGCAGUCAACAUUGAGCGAGUUGAGAUCAAGCGCUAUGAGGAUAAUCUUCGGAUGGAAGGAGAGUUCAUUGACACCAGGAGGGAUGAUUAUGUGGUGGUAAGAGGAGAACGUGCAGAAGUACGAAGACCACAAGACAAUCUCCGACCUGAAGGAGACUUUGAGGGCACGCCUAGAAAUAGAGAUGACUACAAGCCAACGAGAGGAGAGCGCGCCGAUGUGAAACGACCGACUGACAACCUACGUCCAGAAGGCGAGUUUGAAGGCACUCCACGAUCCAGGGAGGAGUUCAAACCCUUGAGGGGAGAGAGAGCCGAUGUUAAAAGACCCAAGGACAAUCUUCGGCCCGAGGGCGACUUUGAACGGCCUGAACCAGAACGCUAUGGGCCUGGGGAACGUCCCUCACCUGUCAGGCAUCCAGACAACCUCAAGCUUGAGGGCGACUUUGAGCGCCCAGUGCCACAGAAGGUAGGUCCUGGCGAGAGAGCCGAAGUGAAGAGGCCAAAGGACAACCUGCGACCAGAAGGGGAGUUUGAGCGGCCAGAGCAUAAGAGGUAUGGACCUGGUGAGAGGCCAGAAAUCGUGAGACAUCCUGAUAAUUUGAAACUGGAAGGCGAGUUUGAUCGUCCUGAACCAAAGAAAGUAGGUCCUGGGGAGAGGGCUGAAGUUAAGAAGCCUAAGGAUAAUCUUAAACCUGAGGGAGAGUUUGAACGCCCUGAACGGGAAAGGUAUGGGCCUGUAGAGAGACCCUCACCUGUCAGGCAUCCUGACAACCUCAAGCUUGAGGGAGACUUUGAGCGCCCAGUGCCACAGAAGGUGGGACCUGGUGAGAGGGCCGAAGUGAAGAAACCAAAGGACAAUCUCCGACCAGAAGGCGAGUUUGACACGUCUCCACGCUCGAGGGACGACUUCAAACCAACAAGAGGUGAAAGGGCCGAUGUCAAAAAGCCCAAGGACAAUUUACGGCCUGAGGGCGACUUUGAGAGACCAGAGCCAGUGAGGUAUGGUCCAGGAGAACGAGCUACACCUGUGAAACACCCUGACAAUCUGAGGCUGGAGGGCGAUUUCGAAAGGCCUGAGCCACAGAGGGUUGGGCCAGGAGAACGAGCAGAUGUGAAGAAGCCAAAAGACAACUUGCGGCCCGAGGGCAACUUUGACGCCUCUCCUCGCUCCAGAGAUGACUUCAAGCCCACAAGAGGAGAGCGUGCUGAUGUGAAGAGGCCAACCGACAAUCUCAGGCCUGAGGGAGACUUUGAAGGAACUCCGAGAUCCAGAGACGAGUUCAAGCCAACAAGAGGCGAGAGAGCUGAUGUGAAGAAACCUAAAGACAAUCUGCGCCCUGAGGGAGAAUUCGAGAAGCGCCAGCCAGCGCCAUAUGGUCCAGGGGAGAGAGCUGAACCGGUCAGGCACCCAGACAACUUGAAGCUCGAGGGAGACUUCGAACGACCAACUCCACAGAAGGUAGGACCUGGUGAGCGAGCUCCAGUCAAGAAGCCUGAAGACAACCUGCGACCUGAGGGUGAAUUCGAAGGCACACCACGCUCAAGGGACGACUUCAGGCCAACAAGAGGAGAUCGUGCAGAUGUGCGAAAGCCAACAGACAACCUGAGACCCGAAGGCGAGUUUGAAGGUACUCCACGAUCUAGGGACGACUUCAAGCCAACCAGGGGAGAAAGGGCAGAUGUCAAGAAGCCAAAGGAUAACCUACGUCCUGAGGGAGACUUUGAAAGGCCAGAGCCUGUGAGGUAUGGACCUGGAGAGAGAAUGGAACCUGUCAGGCAUCCUGACAAUUUGAAGCUUGAAGGCGACUUUGAACGGCCAACACCACAGAAGGUUGGUCCUGGCGAGAGGGCAGAGGUCAGAAAGCCCAAGGACAAUCUGAAGAUGGAGGGAGAUUUCGAGGUACCAGAGAAACCACGAUAUGGGCCAGGUGAGCGAGCUCCCAUUGUCAAGCACGAUGACAAUCUGAGGCCAGAAGGAGAGUUUGGAGGACCAAGGUCGCGUGAUGACUACACUCCAACAAGGGGUGAGAGAGCACCAGUGGUGAGGCACGCCGAUAACUUGAAGGUAGAAGGUGAUUUUGUCGACUCUCGCACCAGAGACGACUAUCAAGUGGUGAGAGGAGAGCGUCAUGACAUCGUUAAGAGAACAGACAAUCUGAGGGUUGAAGGCACGAUGGAAACACACCGAUCCAGAGACGACUAUCAAGCAGUCAACAUUGAGCGAGUUGAGAUCAAGCGCUAUGAGGAUAAUCUUCGGAUGGAAGGAGAGUUCAUUGACACCAGAAGGGAUGACUAUGUGGUGGUAAGAGGAGAACGUGCAGAAGUACGAAGACCACAAGACAAUCUCCGACCUGAGGGUGAAUUUGAGGGCACACCUAAAAAUAGAGUUGAUUACAAACCAACAAAGGGAGAUCGUGCUGAUGUAAAAAGGCCAACAGACAACCUAAGACCAGAAGGCGAGUUUGAAGGCUCUCCACGGUCGAAGGAGGAGUUCAAACCCGUGAGAGGAGAAAGAGCCGAUGUUAAAAGACCCAAGGACAAUCUUAGGCCUGAGGGCGACUUUGAACGGCCUGAACCAGAACGCUAUGGGCCUGGAGAACGUCCCUCACCUGUCAGGCAUCCAGACAACCUCAAGCUUGAGGGCGACUUUGAGCGCCCAGUGCCACAGAAGGUAGGUCCUGGCGAGAGAGCCGAAGUGAAGAGGCCAAAGGACAACCUGCGACCAGAAGGGGAGUUUGAGCGGCCAGAGCAUAAGAGGUAUGGACCUGGUGAGAGGCCAGAAAUCGUGAGACAUCCUGAUAAUUUGAAACUGGAAGGCGAGUUUGAUCGUCCUGAACCAAAGAAAGUAGGUCCUGGGGAGAGGGCUGAAGUUAAGAAGCCUAAGGAUAAUCUUAAACCUGAGGGAGAGUUUGAACGCCCUGAACAAGAAAGGUAUGGGCCUGUAGAGAGACCCUCACCUGUUAGGCAUCCUGACAACCUCAAGCUAGAAGGCGACUUUGAGCGCCCAGUGCCACAGAAGGUGGGACCUGGUGAGAGGGCCGAAGUCAAGAAGCCAAGGGAUAAUUUGCGACCUGAGGGUGAAUUUGAGCGACCUGAGAAGAAGGGAUAUGGUCCUGGUGAGAGGCCAGAAAUCGUGAGACAUCCUGAUAAUUUGAAACUGGAAGGCGAAUUUGAUCGUCCUGAACCAAAGAAAGUUGGUCCUGGUGAGAGAGCUGAAGUUAAGAAACCGAAGGAUAAUCUUAAACCUGAAGGUGAGUUUGAGCGUCCUGAGCAAGUAAGGUAUGGGCCUGGAGAGAGACCCUCUCCUGUCAGACAUCCUGAUAAUCUCAAACUCGAGGGUGACUUUGAACGACGUGUGCCACAAAAGGUGGGACCUGGUGAUCGGGCCGAGGUGAAGAAGCCAAAGGACAAUCUCCGACCAGAAGGUGAGUUUGAGCGGUCAGAGCAAAAGAAAUAUGGUCCUGGCGAAAGACCUAAAAUUGUGAAACAUCCUGAUAAUUUGAAACUUGAAGGAGAGUUUGAUCGCCCAGAGCGACAGAAAUUUGGCCCUGGGCAGAGAGCUGAUGUGAAGAAGCCAAAGGAUAACCUGAAACCAGAAGGUACCUUUGAGGGUUCACCUAGAUCCAAAGAUGAAUUCAAACCAACAAAAGGUGAAAGAUACGACGUUAAGAAACCUGUGGAUAAUCUGAAGCCUGAAGGGGAGUUUGAAAGUCGAAGGAAAUCUAAGGACGAGUAUACUAUUGUACGUGGCGAAAGGGCCGAUAUUGUGAAACAUACUGACAAUCUCCGAAUGGAGGGGUCGUUCGAAGAACGAAGGAGCAGAGACGAUUAUGCUGUUGUAAAGGGGGAGAGGACGGAAAUUAAAAAGCAUACUGACAAUCUCAAAGUAGAAGGGACGUUUGAAGGUAAACGUACACGUGAUGACUACAAUGUUGUUAAAGGUGAGAGGGCUGAAGUUGUAGUUCAUCGAGACAAUCUGAAGGUCGAAGGAACUUUUGAAGCUUCCCCCACAACGCGUGAUGCUUUUAAGCCUACUACAGGAGACCGUGCAGAAGUUAAAAAGCAUACUGACAAUCUCAAAGUUGAAGGGCGCAUUGACAUCCACCGAUCGCGAGACGAUUACACUGUAGUGAAGGGAGAGCGUGCUGAUAUUAAGAGGUAUGAGGAUAACCUCCGUAUAGAGGGAGACUUUACUGAUAAACGCUCAAGCGAUGAUUUCAAACCAGUUAAAGGAGACAGGGCAGAAGUUAAAAAAUACCAAGAUAACCUUAAGUUGGAAGGUUCUUUUGAAGGAAGUCCAAGAUCGAAAGACGAUUUCAAACCAGGAGCUGGAGAGCGUCCUACCAUCCGAAAACCUCAAGACAAUCUAAAAGUUGGUGGAGAGUUCCAGGGUAGAACAACCCAGAAAUCGCAGUACACAGUCGUAAAAGGUGAGAGAGCCGAAGUGAAGAAACAUGCUGACACGCUUUCCGUGGGAAGUGGCACAAUGGACUUAAAAACGACUAGUAAAGAUACUUUCCAAGGCCAGAGACGAGAAUCGGCGUCAUCUAGAGCUACAAUCAAUAAAAGACGGCAUAUGGAUUCUCAAAUUUCGCUCGGAGAUGAAAAUAUUAUUAUAACUACGACCAACAGAGCUAACUAUAAAACAGAAAAACGUGUAUCGGAUGUCGUUGAUGGUGGAAAGACCAUUCAGGACACUAAAAAGUCUACUACGACAGAAAAGAAGACGUUAGCCGACGGUACAGUUGUUACAAUUACGAGAGAAUGCACCGAAACUAUGAGAGGCCAAGAAGCAAAGACUUCACAGACGAAGGUAACACAGCAGGAGGCGAGCUCUAAGAGUACUCUACUAACAUCGUCAGUUGAUAAAGUACAACAACAUUCGGUCCAACACGUGUCGGAUAACAGGAAAAUUUCUACAUCCGAAAACGCAACGCACAUGUCAAAGCAAAAUGCUUCACAAAUAUCCAGAUCCGAGAGUGCGACACAUGUGUCAAAGGCAAAUGCUUCGCAGGUGUCAAGAUCUGAGAGCGCGACACACUUGUCGAAGGUAAACGCUUCUCAGGCGUCAAAAUCCGAAAGUGCGACACACAUAGAAAAGACUAGCUCUUCGCGCAUGACCCAGGAAUCAGUAUCGUCCACCAGUGAACGUACACUCCAGAGCCAGCAGCAUUCGACUGUGAGUGAGGCCACACGGGGAGGUUCAAGGACACACGCUAGCAGCAGUGAGUUCAUGGAGGCCAUCAGCGGCUCGUCACCCGCCGGGAAGUCACCCGGGGAUGCGGCCGUCGCGAAGACUGGCCACCACCGCAAGAGCAUAAUCUCAUCCACGUCAGCUGACGUGAGCAACGCCGUGCUCCACCGGAAGAGCAUGACAACGUCGACGGAAGCCCUGCACACCAUCUCCACUGCAGCGUCCGCACAAAGAAAGAGCAUCAGCAACCUGCACGAAACAGGCCAGUUUAUCAGCAACUCGUCACAGAGCCAGGACAGGCGAAGCCUGAGCGCCCUGCACCGGCAGGGCCAGCAGACACGCGACAAUGUCUCUUCGGUAAUCAGUGUCGAUCACGAGCACCAGCACCACGGAGCAGUGCGACGCUCCUCGACCUACAAUCAACAGCAGCAGCAGCAGAACCAGCUGUCCCGCACAGAACGAAUCGUCCGACAAGAUAACCUAUCCGUGGGUGGAGGCAUGUUCCACGGGCAAAGCGAAGCCAGGGCCUAUGGAAACUUCAUCAGCAACGGCAACAGCUCUACAGUGGUGCGAAGCGAGCGUGUCACCAGGAGGUCCAAUACGUCGCACAUCAGCCUCGGCGACUCUUCAUCCACCAUAAUCGCCUCGUCAUACAAAAACGAAUACGUUCCAAGGAACACAGGUCCUUGCCCGGCGAGUUUGCUCGACACUAAAGACUCGCCGUUCAAGCACAAACGCGACACUCCAAAGCACAAGUUCUAUGCUCCAGUCGGUUCGAAUUAAUUUUUUUUACCCUUAUGUUCCUCCGAUACCGAGAGAUACUUGCGGUUCGGACAGCCUUUCGCACAAGACUGUACAAGCAAUGAUUGCUUUGUAAUUUUUGAAAUCAUAAGCCUUAAUAAACCGUAGCAACGUUCUCUUAUUCUCCCUCCCCAAAGACACAAACGUAUACAAGGAACACGACGGCAAUAAUCGCCAGUAUAGUGUUUCAACAGUAUGUCUUGGGCCUUUACUGCCACAUCCUCUUGUGCUAAAAUGGGUAUCGCGGUUCCUUAUUCUUCCAUUAUUAAUGCUAAUAACCUUCUGGUGGCUAAACUGUGAUAGUAUGUAACCGUCCCUCGUUACACAUUUGUUGAUUGCCUUGGAAAGACAAAUCUAACAUAGUUAUGUUGUAAGGAUUUUUAACAACAGAUGAAGAUAUAUUUUAUUAAAAAUUUAGUGGUUAGUAGAGCUUACUGGUUGUACUGUUUUUAUAAGAACAUUUUUAUUCCCAUGUUGCUGUGUUUAAAAUGUUUAUUUUAAACUUCAUUAUUAAUACUGAUUUUGCUUUGUGGUUACUUUCAAAUCACGGUUGAGAAUUUGCCUAUUUGCCUUUACUCGUUUGUAAACUUUAAAACAUGACCUUUUUUAAUGUGAUUUACAUGGAUAAUUUAUUUCAAUAAGUUUAUUACAGAAUUUUUCGGCUUUUGUUUAUGACUAAAGUGCAUUAAUCUCUGUAGCAUCAAACAAAAACAAAAUAAAAUUUUGUUGUACAAAUA
Molecule: messenger RNA, 14543 nt
Organism: Schistocerca gregaria
Lineage: Eukaryota; Metazoa; Arthropoda; Insecta; Orthoptera; Acrididae
Gene: Sdb
Product: titin homolog
Exons: 8
Coding region: 463-13788 (4441 amino acids)
Biological process (GO): microtubule anchoring
Cellular component (GO): sperm flagellum; centriole; ciliary basal body
Molecular function (GO): microtubule binding
Source: RefSeq, a predicted model, not a curated record